AUGGCGCUUCUUUAAAUUCUUCCCCCCCCAACCUCUAGGGUUUCAAAUUUCUCACUCUUCUUUUCUCAACUCACCACCACUCACUCUCUCUCUCUCUCUCUCUCUCUCUCUCUCUCUCUCCAAAACGCUUCAACGCACUCUAACCAAACUUCGGCGUUUCGUUUUACAUCACUAAACGCGGUUUCAAUUUCUUGCUAGGGUUCCCAAAAAAUGGAGGUGAAACUCACCGAAUCGGCGAUUACGAAGAUGUGCGAGAAUUCCAGUUCAGCUGAGGAUCUGAAGCCGAUUUUGCAAGUAAUGGACUUCAAGCUUGUGCAGUCGCAACAGAACAAUACCGAGAGGUUCCGUUUGGUUCUCUCUGAUGGCUCCCAUUACCAGCAAAGCAUGCUCGCUACGCAGAAGAACGAUUUGAUCCAUUCUGGCAAGUUGCAGAGAGGUUCUAUCAUCGUUCUCAAUCAGUACACAUGCAGCCUUGUCCAGGGCCGAUCGAUCAUUAUUAUCAUUGAACUAGAUAUUCUGUUGGACAAAUGCGAGCUACUUGGAAAACCGGUCAGUGCAACAAAAUUUGCUCCGUCACAAUCUGCAACUGAUCAAUCAGGAAUUACCUCUGGGAAUAAUGUGCCUGGUCCUUCUCCGGAACCCCCAAAAGUAAAUCAACCUGCUAGUAGUGUUGGCUCUUCUAGUUUUGACAUGGGGAGAUUCGGUGCAUCAAAUGCCCCUCCUGCUUAUCCAAAAGCAGAGCCUAGAGCUAUGGGACCUAGUUCUGGCAUUGCAGGUUAUAGUUCAACAAAUGUUCCUUUUACUUAUCCUAAACCAGAGCCUGGAGCUACAUUACCUAGAUCAGGACAGUCUGGUGGGUCUUAUGGUGAUCAGAAUGUGGGUUAUCGCAAUCCCCAAUCUGAGGCAUCAAGGCCCUUUCAAAAUUCUUAUGCUCGUCCACCUCAGCCCAUGUAUCGACAGCCAUCUCCGGUGUACAAUAACAGAGGCCCUGCGGCAAGAAAUGAAGCUCACCCAAGGAUCAUUCCAAUAGCCGCAUUGAAUCCAUACCAGAAUAACUGGACAAUUAAAGCUAGAGUAACAGCUAAGGGAGAACUCAGGCACUAUAGUAGUGCCCGAGGUGAUGGAAAAGUGUUUUCUUUUGAUCUUCUUGAUUCUGAUGGUGGAGAAAUCCGGGCAACUUGCUUUAAUGCUGUGGCUGAUCAGUUUUACAAUGUAAUUGAAGCUGGAAAUAUCUAUCUGCUUUCCAGGGGACAUAUAAAGCCAGCACAAAAGAACUUCAAUCACCUUCGUAAUGAUCAAGAACUGACCCUUGAUAUAGCCACCAUUAUACAACCGUGCCAUGAUGAUGUGUCAAUUCCACAGCAGACUUUUAACUUCCGUCCAAUUAUUGAAGUUGAAACUAUUGAAAACAAUACUAUUUUGGAUGUGAUUGGUGUGGUGUCUUCUAUUAGUCCUACUGCUUCAAUUAUGAGGAAAAAUGGCACCGAAACUCAAAAGAGAACCCUCCAGUUGAAAGACAUGUCUGGUCGAAGUGUUGAAUUAACCAUGUGGGGAAAUUUUUGCAAUGCAGAAGGACAAAGGCUACAAAGUCUCUGUGAUGCUGGAAGAUUUCCAGUUUUGGCUGCCAAAGCCGUCAGAGUAAGUGAUUUCAACGGGAAGUCAGUUGGGACCAUAGCCACCAGCCAGCUAUUUGUAGAGCCUGAUUUUGUGGAUGCUUGUAGGCUGAGGGAAUGGUUUGACAAGGAGGGGAGGAACGUUCCUACUAUUUCUCUUUCCAGAGAAGCAUCUAAUUUUGGCAAGUCUGAUGUGCGGAAGACCGUAUCCCAGAUUAAAGAUGAGAAAUUAGGGACAUCUGAGAAGCCUGAUUGGAUAUCUGUUUGUGCAAGUAUUUCAUACAUGAAGGUUGAUAACUUCUGCUACACAGCUUGCCCUGUCCUGAUAGGUGACAGGCAAUGCAACAAAAAAGUGACUAAUAAUGGAGAUGGGAAAUGGCGAUGUGAAAGGUGUGAUCAGACUGUUGAUGCUUGUGAUUAUAGGUACAUUCUGCAAUUCCAGAUUCAGGAUCACACUGGCUUGACAUGGGUUACUGCUUUCCAGGAGAGUGGCGAGGAGAUCAUGGGUAUGUCUGCUAAAGAAUUGUAUAACCUUAAAUUCGAACAAAUGGAUGAUGAAAAAUUUGCAGAAAUCAUGCGUAAGGUUCUCUUUGGUAAGUAUAUGUUCAAGUUGAAAGUAAAGGAGGAAAUGUACAGUGAUGAGCAGCGUGUCAAGUCGACGGUAGUAAAAGCAGAGAAGGUAAGCUUUCCAUCUGAAUCUAAAUUUCUUCUGGAUAUGAUUGAUAAGCUUAAGUCUGAGAAUGGAGAAGGUACCAAUCCUAGCUCCAUAGCUAAUACUGCCGGACUAGUCAGCACUGGAACUGGACAAUCUAUGCCACCACCGGUUUACAAUUCUGUGAUGAGCAACAGUAGUGCCGGUAUUGAUUAUAGAAACCAAUAUAGCAACUCUUUUGCUACUUCAACUGGUGCUCCUGCUCCUGCUUCAUAUAUGUCAUGUAGCAUAUGUGGUUGCUCUGGUCACAGCUCUGCACAAUGCCCUAAUAAUAUGAUGAAUAUGCCUGCUCAGCUGGCAGCAAGAGGCGGUGGAUUCACAAGCAGGGCAUCUGCCGGAUCAGGAGGAGCCUCCGGCGAAUGCUUUAAAUGCCAUCAACCUGGCCAUUGGGCAAAAGAUUGCCCUGCUUACAGUGCAGCACCACCAGCUUAUGGAAGCGCUAACGGAAUGCAAGGUAGAUAUGGAAUUGCCCCAAAGCAACAAUAUGGAGGAUAUUGAAAUUUGGGAAAAACCCGCCGUGUUUUGUUACCUUAUGAUUAUUACAGCAAUAAUUUGUUUAGGUUUAAGUCAGGUCUAGAAUAUGAGCAGUAUCUGAACUGUGUAAAUAUAGUUCACCUAAUUAUGUGCUUUUUGAAUGCGUCAUUUUUCUCGAUGCCGUCAUUUUGCUAAGUGCGAAAAUUGUAUUUUAUU
Messenger RNA from Arachis stenosperma, 3015 nucleotides. Its product is annotated as replication protein A 70 kDa DNA-binding subunit E-like. NCBI's taxonomy places the organism in Eukaryota, Viridiplantae, Streptophyta, Magnoliopsida, Fabales, Fabaceae. The transcript has 2 exons. Gene Ontology annotation, biological process: telomere maintenance via telomerase; nucleotide-excision repair; DNA replication. Gene Ontology annotation, molecular function: damaged DNA binding; single-stranded telomeric DNA binding; zinc ion binding. Bases 211 to 2823 code for a protein of 870 amino acids. Gene Ontology annotation, cellular component: nucleus; DNA replication factor A complex. The record is from RefSeq and is a predicted model, not a curated record.